Messenger RNA from Exserohilum turcica Et28A, 1158 nucleotides. RefSeq lists its product as uncharacterized. The record is from RefSeq and is a predicted model, not a curated record. Gene Ontology annotation, cellular component: G protein-coupled receptor homodimeric complex; membrane. The transcript has 2 exons. Gene Ontology annotation, biological process: G protein-coupled receptor signaling pathway. NCBI's taxonomy places the organism in Eukaryota, Fungi, Ascomycota, Dothideomycetes, Pleosporales, Pleosporaceae. The coding region runs from base 1 to 1158 and encodes 385 amino acids. Gene Ontology annotation, molecular function: pheromone binding; mating-type factor pheromone receptor activity.
AUGCAGCACGUUCAAGUUCCACCAGACUUUGAUCCUUGGAGCCAGGACUUGAAUUUCACCGUCCCGGACGGACAGGGUGGAUGGGUUGUUGUGAAUAGCAACAUGCAGGUGCUUGACCAAUACCGUUACUAUGGUUUUCGUCUUGCCAUCAGCUAUGGAGCUGGAUUUGGGGCGUCAUUGAUGCUUUUCCUGAUUCUCGUCCUCAUGACCAAGUCAGAGAGGCGGAAAUCUUCCAUCUUCAUCCUGAACGCCGCCUGCGUCUUCGCCAAUGCGAUUCGUUGUCUGCUGUUCAGUACCUGGGUCACUGGCGAGUUCUACAACCCCUAUACCAUUCUCAGUCAAGAUUGGAGUCGCAUCUCGUCUGGAGACUUUGCUACCCAUAUCACGAUCAACAUCUUUGGCAUGCUGGUCAAUGCCUUGAUCUACGUCUCACUCAGUCUCCAAGUAUGGACCGUCUGCGUCACCACACCUUCUCUCCAGCGCAGCAUUAUUAUGGGCGUUACAACUUCCAUGGCCUUGGUCUCGUUUGGAUACAGAUUUGCGGCUGUAUAUUACAACACAAAGUUGACAUUGGCCUACAAGGACACAAGCUCGAUUGAGGGCCUGGUCUCCAUCUCCUAUAUGCUGCAGGCUGUUUCGAUCUGGCUUUUCAGCGGCGUCUUCACCUACAAGCUUGGCUACGCUAUUAUCCAGAGACGCCGUCUCAAUAUGCCUCAGUUUGGGCCGAUGCAGGUUGUCUUCAUCAUGGGCUGUCAGACAAUGCUGAUUCCAGCGAUUUUCGCCUCCCUGCAGUUUGCACAAAUCCUUCCCGAGAUUGUUUCGCAUGUCCUUACAGUUGUUUGCAUCUUCCUCCCACUGUCAGCAAUCUGGGCAGGAAUUGUGAAUGACCAGAACCUUGCUUCAAGAGGACCCGAUGCUCACCAGCGCCUUAUCAACAACAAUUUCUGCGACACAACUUCUGGUAGUACAGUUGUUGAAGGCUCUGCUGUCCACGAUAAAGGUCGUAAGAUGAGUAUAUGGUCGGAUGCGAAGAGCCGGGACACCGCGGGCAUAGCCCUCACUCCUAUAGCACCCGUGCGCAACAACACGAGCAGCAACGAAAUUCUUAUCGAGCAUGACUUUGAAGUCUCUCGCCAGAAUGCUGCCGACCACGUCUAG